AUGCUUCUUUCUGGUGUUGAGAACUCCACAGUCAAACACUGCAAUGCCUGGUUCUUGCCCCUAAUCUUUGGCAGACUUAAUCCUGCACGUAGUGUAAUUCUUAAUGCAUCUCAUGAGGAUUCAUUCGCAAAGCAAAAUUGCCAAAAUCUGUGUCAGAAAGGCUGGAUUAGUUACAAAGGUUGCUGUUAUCAAAAAAGAAUGACAUGGACACAAGCUGAGAAAACCUGCUGGACUGACAGAGGUCCCCUAACCAGCAUUGCCAGUGCAGAUGAGAAUGAAUUCCUUCAUAAACUUGCUCAGGGGCAGAAAGAAACCCAGUUUUGGAGAGGGGGAGCUUGCCAAAAGGGGUCAUUUUUGAAAUGGACUGAUGGAUCUCUGACAACGUUUAUCCAGAGGCCUCUGUUAUCCCUUUUCAGAGCUGUUGGAGGACUAGUUAACAGCCUGUUUAACAUAAAAAUUUGUCUGACCCUGAAUAUCGGAGGCAGGGGUGAAUGGGACGGCUCUCCCUGCCGCAAGAGGCUACUGUUCAUCUGUGUUUACAAACCACAACUGAUGCACCUUAACCUGUCACUGAACCACUGA
Grus americana (Whooping crane) is the source of this 582-nucleotide messenger RNA. RefSeq names its product lactose-binding lectin l-2-like. NCBI's taxonomy places the organism in Eukaryota, Metazoa, Chordata, Aves, Gruiformes, Gruidae. The record is from RefSeq and is a predicted model, not a curated record.